AUAAUUACAUAUUUUACAUUUCAUUGUUCCGUAUUUAUGUGUAGAAGCAAAUGAUCUCGAGAUGUUCGGAAUUUACAAUUGUUUUCUUACGUUGUUAAUUUGUUUUAUUGGCUCGAUUGUGUGUUCCCGGGAAAAUGAAAUUUUACAGAUUUUUCCGCCGAUUCCUGUGGCGGUGUCUAAAAGUGCCAAUUCUGUGUGUAAAGAAGAAAGUGAUAGAUAUAUGGAUAACUUAAAAAAUUUUACGUUAUGGGCACAUGAAAUGUGGGAUGCCACGGCUAAAUCAGCUGCAGGUGUUUUACGAGGAAAUGUUUAUCAAAUGGGACAUUUCGAUCAAUGUCUUACUGCAAAGGCUCCAUUUCCAACUCAGUAUUGUCUUGCCACCAUUACCGCCUCUAUACCAAAACCUAAAGGAAGACGAGACCCGCUAUCUUUAAACUUUGAUCCUUACAAAACUGUUUUCCAAAGGCUUUAUAAAUAUGACGAUCAAUCUCAACAAAGCCGAAACGUUAUAAAGGUGGGUUGGUGCGUACCAUCGUCUUGUUCUACCAGAGAUCUAGAAGAAAAUCUUAAUGAAUAUUUGCUUAAUGUGGAUAAUAAAUUUCAACAUCAAAACGUAACUUAUAACGCAAAAUUUAUGGAAGUCUUAUGUCAUACUAAAGCAGAAAGCCAGUAUUUUGAUGUAGCAGAUAUUUGUUUCUGUUUCCUUGUUAUUUUGCUAUGUACCAUGGUAGUAGCAGCUACUAUCUACGAUUACAGCAAAUUAUCUCAGUCGAAAGAUAAAAAACUGCUUAAAAAACCACGUUCUUCUAAGUUUAUUAUGGCUUUUUCGGCAAGAAAAAAUUUUCUUGAAUUAAAUCGUGCUGAUGAGUCAAAUCCUGCAUUAAGCAUUUUGUAUGGAAUGAGGACAAUUUGUAUCUUUUUGAUAAUUGUAGACCAUCGUUUUGGGACUUUCAUAUCGUCAGCUAUCCUAAAUUUUAACUUUCUGGAACAGCAAUACAGAUCAUCGGUAGCAUGCUUAUUAUUUCAUGGAGAUUUAUUCGUGGACUCCUUUUUCAUUCUCAGUGGACUUCUAGUAGUUUACAGUCUUCUAAACCAAAUGGAUAGACAUCGCCUAAAUCCUGGAUUUAUUAUAUUACUAAGAUAUAUAAGGUUAACUCCAGUAUAUGCCUUUGUCAUAUUUUACUACGCAACACUUUUCAACCACACUGGAGAAGGUCCUUUAUGGAAAGUUGUGGCAGGAGCAGAUUCCCAGGAUUGUAGACAAAACUGGUGGACUAACUUAUUAUAUAUUAACAAUUAUGUUAACGCAGAUAAUAUGUGUAUGACACACUCUUGGUAUCUUCCUUGCGACUUUCACUACUUCAUAAUUGCCAUAUUUAUGGUCAUUAUUAUUAAGAAAAAUAAAAGGUUCGGACUUGGUGCACUUCUAGCUUUGACAGUUACUUCGUUAGUUAUACCGUUUGCUAUAACAUUACUGUAUAAACGACCUGGCCUAAUGCAAUUUUACCCAGAAUUUUUGACAGGACCCAAAACAUAUCUUGACUUCAAACUGACCUAUAGUAAGUCACAUACGAGGGCUACUCCAUAUUUUGUAGGCAUGUUUGCUGGAUACAUCUAUUAUGAACUUAAAGGAUCUAAUAAGCAUGUAUGCAGGAUGAAGUCCUUUGGAAUAUUAGCACUCUCUAUCCUUUUCCUGAUAAUAUGUGUAUUUAGCGGAAAAGUCUUCUACGAUCCGUAUCACAUAUACAAUGCCGUAGAAGCUGCAAGUUAUGCUUCCUUUCAUAGGCUGGCUUGGGGUGUUGGUACAGUUGGCAUUUUAUACAUAGCAAGUUUCGGACACGCAGCCAUUAUUAAGACCAUACUUUCUUGGAAACCAUGGAUACCUCUUAGUAAACUCGUAUAUGGAGCAUAUUUGUGCCAUAUGAGCUUCCAACUCAGAUCUGCUGCUAAAUUUAUGAGUCCUCGACAAUUAACAUAUUUCGAUGUGAUCAGCUUAGCCCUCUCGGAUAUAGUACUAGCUUUUGUAACAGCAUUGGUGCUGUAUUUAUUGAUAGAAGCGCCUUUCAGAAAAGUGUUUAGAGAGAUUAUGAUGCCAUCCAAAGAUAAAUCUCCAAAACCUAAAAACAACAAUGGAGAAAGGCAUAAUUCCGUUGAAGAGAAUAUGAUUAUGAGUAACAACAACGUAGUCAACAGCCGAGUGUAAGAUUAAUGAACUUUAGUUAGGGAUAAAUUUAAUAUAGACUAUAGCUGUAUAUUUUAUAAAAUAAUAUCGAUUAGAUGUCAUACCUACAAUUGCAAAUAUACGAGGCUUGUUCAAAUGAAACGCAUCUUUUAUCCAGAAAAAAAUUAUUGGCAUGGGUAGAUAUCUACAAACAAUUACCACUAUAUUUGAGGCAUAUAUUCCAUUGUGUGUAGAAAUCUUGAGAAGAUCGAAGCCCUCUAAGGGCUGUAGCAUCAAGAUGAUGAUGACGAUGAUUCCAUUGUGUCAGUAACCGAUAUAGCAUACCCUUUAAAAGAAUUCUUGUGGCUGUAGCUCGAAGAAAUCCUUUACGGCAUUUUGUAUUUCUUUGUCCAACUGAAAACGCUUACAUUUUAGCGCCAUUUUCAGUAGUCCAAAGAUGUGAAAAUCACUGAGCGAUAAAUCGGACCUAUAGGGUGGAUGCUCUAAUAUCUUCCAUUUAUUUCGUUGUAAAUUUUCUUUCAAUACUUUGGUGACAUAAGGCCGAGAUUGUCAUGCAGGAGAAUGACACCACCUGAGAGCUUCUUUGGGCGUUUUCGUCAUAUUGUUUGAUGAAGCUUGUUCAAAGUUUUAUUAAGUAAUCAGGUUUUCCGUGAUAUACACUUUAGGUUCUGUAAACUCUAUGAGCAAUGUCCCUUCAUGGUUGAACUUUAUAUGACUGCACGUAGAUUAUAUUUGGUCGAAUUAUUAACAAAAAAACGCCAUUUUUAAAUUAAUUAACGCAAUACUCAAAAUAGCAGUCAAAUACAAAUAAGAAGAACUGAUCAGCGUAAAGUUUAUAAACAUAACUAACAUUAAAAUGUGGUUUCAGAACAUCAGUUGUUGAUUUAUUACAAAUGUUUCAAAGUCUAACCUGACCAAAGAUGUGUUUUAACUGAACAAGCGUAUAUUUACUGCUAAAUCCGUUGCAAAAUUUAACUUUAUAAGUUAAGUUUUAAUUAACAUAAGAUAUAUAAAAUUAUAUGGAAUUAUAAUUAGAAGAUAUAUAAAAUUUUAUAUACAAUUUUUGUGUAGAUAUUGAUACAGAAGUAAAUAAAUAUAUUAUGUUAUGAGUAGUAAAAACACAUCCUCCUCUGCUUUAUUUUGGGAAUGUUAUUUUUCUUGUACAACCGCGGCCAUUGAAUAGUUUUUUUUUGCUUUUUUUUUUGCUUGGACUAUAGUCAUUCAGCCAGUCUCAAUCAAAAGUAAAUGUAUUAAAGAUAUUGCCAAUUAGUAUUAAAGAUAUUGCCAAUUACACUCUUACAAAUAUACUAUCAUUUUUACCUCCUUUAAACGCACAUUUUACGUCAAAAUGACCUUACUUACCAGUGACUGACCCAGAAUGGGUUAAUUAAAAUUUAAAAAUCAAAAUAAAAUAAAUAUAUUAUCUUACAAAAGGUAAUAAAAUGGAAAUUAAAGAAAAAAUUUUUUUAUAUCUAUGGAUUAAACGAAAAUUAGGAGGUCUGGCUUAAAAAUAUCCAUUUUAUUUUAAAUAUCUGGUAUAUUAAAUAAUGAUAAACAGUAGCACAAUUAAUAUUUGGUGAAAGCCCCAUUAUUGUCAAUACAAAUUUGCAAUCUUCUGAUCAUAGAUAGCACCAAUCUCCUCAUGUUAUAUUCAACACGCUUCUCCCAUGCCUGCUUAAUUGCUUCCCAUAGUUUAAUUCUAUUCCGUGGCCUAAGGUUUCUUUCAUUUAACUUCUUUGUCAACUCUGCCCACAUAUUUUCGAUGGGGUUUAGGUCUAGACUUCAGGAAGGCUACGGAAGAAGAUUAACAUGAGUUUCUUCCAACCCUUCUCGAACAAUUCUACUCAUAUGCACCGGGCAAUUAUCAUCUUGGCAUAUGAAGUUGUUAUUGGGGAAUUUUUUCAUCACUGAUGAUAACAAUCUUUCUUUUAUAUGCAAAUAAACGCCCGUGGCCUCAGCACUUAUCCAUUCCCAUAUGUUGAGCGAGAAUUCUCCACAAUUUCUUAAAUGAUGAGUAUAACUUAUAUCAAUCCUAUGAUUCUCGGCCUAUAAGCUCUUAUUAGAAUAUUGCUAUUUGAUUGAAACACUUCUUCAUCGGAAAAUGCAACGCUAGACCAAAAAUUGUCUUCACAGUUUAUGAAUUCAUUACAAAAUGUAUCUCGUCUCCUCUUGUGGUCCUCAGUCAAAAAAGGUUUCCUUGCAGCUGAAAAAUUUAUUAACUCACUUGCUUUACUCCUUCUACGUACAUUGCGAAUAUUGCCCAGAAACCUCUGUCUCUUUGCUAGCUUUUCGGGUUGUGACAAAAGAAGCUUCUCUCAGAUAAUCUACUAAUAUUUAUAUACUAAGGAUUUCCACAGUUUUCACUGUAUUCCUUCACUCAACUGUUCUCUCCAGCUCUUUUUGUCUUGCCAGUCCCCUUCCUGUAGAUUUCUUCUCUCCAUUGCUUCGUCUACUUCAUCUUUGAAGAAUCUUCGAAGUCUGCCUCUCUUCCUUUUUCCUAUCGGGCUCCACAGGUUAAUCUCUUCUGUUCGAUGCAGUCUAUUAUGUCUGAGUUCACUCCCAUUCUUCUCUUAGUCUCUAUGUUAUUUAUUCUAUCUCUCCUUGUUACUCUGCAGCUUUUCCUUAGGAAUUCCAUCUCUCUUGCUCUUAUUUUAUUUUUGGUUUUUUUAUUUAUUAUCCAAUUUUCACACCCAUAAGUGAGGAUACUUCUUGUCUUGGUGAUACAUCAUUAAAUCGCUCUGUGGAGAUCUUCUGCUCUCUUUAUCCACUCAACCGUACUAUAGGGUGAAAAUCAUCCCAUGUUUGUUUGAUUUGCCGUAUGCAUAUAUGGCUCAUGUUCAGAUCUGCAGAAACUUGCCUUAGUGACCAAUCUUUGAGUUCCCAAUCGAUCUUGAUUUUUGCGCGUUAUUCAAAUGCAUUCUAGGCAUUUUGAACACGUUUAAUACCUUAUUAUAUUUUUCAAUACGAGCGAAAUUUUUGACAAUCACUUUGCAAAUCCGAAGACACUGCUAUUGUAAAGUAUGUAAGUAAAGUAAGUAAUGGAAAAAUGAAGCCGUAGACUAUUCAGUGAUCGUAGCUGUACAACGCAUUCUAUUGUAACUGUAACUUAUAUUUAUAAUAAAUAUUUUAGUGACAUGUAGUAAUAACUUAAAUACUGCACAUACUCUGUAAUACACAAAUAUUGAAAUAUUAUAUAUCCUGUCGAAUAUUGUAAAAAUUAAAAAUACGUAGAUAUUACCACAUAGUUAUAUUAAAAUUGCCAGUUUCAGUAUUUUCGUAUUUUGUAAUUUCAUUUCCGAUUAUAUAUUAUAAUAAAUAUUUUUUACUCAUUAA
This is a messenger RNA of Diabrotica virgifera virgifera (western corn rootworm), 5515 nucleotides long. RefSeq names its product nose resistant to fluoxetine protein 6-like. The record is from RefSeq and is a predicted model, not a curated record. Lineage: Eukaryota; Metazoa; Arthropoda; Insecta; Coleoptera; Chrysomelidae. The transcript has 11 exons. Bases 62 to 2203 code for a protein of 713 amino acids. Gene Ontology annotation, molecular function: acyltransferase activity, transferring groups other than amino-acyl groups.